Messenger RNA from Scleropages formosus (Asian bonytongue), 3323 nucleotides. It is a transcript of the gene carmil2, whose product is annotated as capping protein regulator and myosin 1 linker 2. The record is from RefSeq and is a predicted model, not a curated record. Bases 97 to 2007 code for a protein of 636 amino acids. The transcript is spliced from 11 exons. NCBI's taxonomy places the organism in Eukaryota, Metazoa, Chordata, Actinopteri, Osteoglossiformes, Osteoglossidae.
GCAGGUCUCCUGGAUGCAGGAGGGGGAGGGGGACAGGGAGGGGGACGGGGAGGGGGACGGGGAGGGCCCGUGACGUCGUCCUCCCCGUCCGUCACGAUGGCACAGCUGAUGCCUGGCCCCGCCCCCCCGCGGGAGGAGGAUGCUGCCGCCGCCGCCGCUCUUAGCAACAGUCAGCCCCGGUGCUCGGAGCCCGCACCUCCUCAGCCCCUUAUGGACCUGCCCAUCGAAGAACAGAGGCUGAGGCACUACACCCGCAGCAGGCCCCGACCCAACCGCAAGAACAGGCAGCCUCCCAGCAAGCCGCAGGAGUCGGCUGCUGAGAGCCAGAAUGAGGAAAACGAGGCCAUGGGCAGAGUGGACGAAGGUGUAGAGGAGUUCUUCACCAAGAAGAUCCUCCCUGACAAUCCCCUAAAAACCCAGAGGGUGGAGCCCUUGGUGAAAGCCCAGCCCGCUGAGCCUGCCAGUGCCACGCCCCCUACUGGUCCCUCAAGGAACAUCAAGAAGAGGUUUGGGGAUUUCUUUGCCUUCAAGAGGGUUCGUGGGGGUCGGGGACCCAAGGGUGAGGGGGCACAGGAGGGCAAGAUCAAGAAGACAUCCAUAGCAGACCUGAUCCGGCCACUGAGGGAGGCUGCGCGGGCAGAGAAGGAGAGGGAAAAAGAGAGGGAGCGGGAGAAGGAGCGAGAGAGGGAGCGAGAGAGGGAGAAGGUGGAGGAGGAGAGCGCCAUCAAGGGGACUGUAGUGCUACCCGUGGCAGCAGCCCCUGAGGUGGACAACGAGGCCUCCGCCGCCGUCUCACCCGCCCCCGCUCUCGUCCCGGCCGUCAUCGCCGUCCCGCUGCCUACCAUCGAACGCGAGAAGAGCCGAACCUUGGAGAAAAGCCGCACGCCAGAUGGAGAGAGGAAGCUAAAGCCCACCCGGCGCUCCCUGAGGGAGGGCAAGUCCCAGUCCCUCAUCCUGCUGACCGGACUCGACCCAGAAGACGGAGGAGCCGCCUCGCACGCCAAGAAACACUCCUCUGAGGGACCCCCCAGCUUCGAACAGCGCGUCCAAAUCAUGCUGCACCGCAUGGGUGUCACCAAGACGCUGCCCCCCGACCCCAAGAAGAGCCAGCAAAACAAGGAAGGGGAGCUGAGGAAGGCUGACUCGGAAGGGACCAUCAUCGACAGUAAGCCCGAACCCCCUCCCACAUAUACGAAGCCCCGCACCAUGUCCACUUCUUCAGACAUGAGGCGGCCCAUGCGACCCGGCAUGACUGCCCUGGAGUCGCUCAGAGCUGUUGAGUCAGCUGAGAGGCCACCUCUCCCAGAGCGCCCCAGCCCCCUGCCGGCAAAACCCAUCAUCAAACCACCACUCCCAGUUCACGAAUCCCCCGCAGCCCUCAGGACACCCCCACGGACCCCUACCCAUCCUAGCCCCUCCCGGGAGGGCCUCCAUGUAGAGCCAGAGGCCACUCAGCCCCAGGAAUCUGUCAGCCCCCACAAGGAGACCCCAAGCCCUCGCAGAGAGACCCCCCCAGCCCCAUCGCCACGCCGAAUGGUGGUUCCAGGAGAGGUCCGAGAUCGAGCAGAGAGAACACAGUCAGUCACUGAAGACAUCCUCCCAAAACCCCGGCCCCGCACCAAGCCCCUGCCCCAUCGCCGUGCCAUGUCCGUCCACGAGGAAUCGCUCCGUGAGCAUGCAGCCCUUCUUGACCCUGAAGAGCUGAAGGCCGCAUUGCCGCGGCUACAGAGGUCACCGGUGCGGAAGCGGGCCAACCUCGGGGAGCUGCCCCCUUGCAGCGAGGACCCGCCCGAUGGAGAGGAGGCCGCAGAGGCAACCAGCGACAGGAACAGGCGCAGCAGGGAAGCGGUCGACGCGGAGAGGAGGGCAGAGCACAGCCCUGUGGGGGGCGAGUCAGGAGAACCCAUGGAGGCAGGGGGCGAAAUGGUCACACAGCAGCACAUUCCGCAGGGAGAACCAUCAGACCAAAGAACUGAACUCCCCCUCCUCCUCAAGGACAUGAACUGACCAUAUACAGAGUCUAUUUUCUACCAUGUCCCUUUGCAUUGCACGCCAGACUAUGUACGAAAAAGAAAAUGAACAAAACUUAAAAAAAGAGAGGAAGACAAUGCCUAUACUUGUUAAAUAUUAUUAAAAAUUUCAUUCAGAUGUCUUAUCAGGGUCUACGUCUGCACUGGUGGUUCUGUCGUUGGUUCGAUUGUGGAGAGAUGUUUCUCCAGUUCUGUUUAUGUCAGGCAGCUUUGGACUGUUUUAAGUACGUAUCUGUUUACUUGCCUGAACCCUGUUCUGUCUCUGAAUAACAAAAGCACAGCUCCCAAUCCCCAUCUGUCCCAGCAGUGGUAACGGGGUACCACUUAGACAGGAACCUGCAAGAGAUUGGAACCAGAUGCAGCAGGGAGCAAGUGACAAUACUGGUGACACAGUACGGACGGCCUCUCUCACAAGGACAAGCCCUGUAACACGAGACCGAGCUGCUGUUAACGGACCCUUCCCAUAAGAGCGCCUGAAUGGUGUCAGAUCGGACAAGGGUGAGGGAAGCAGCCCCAAAAGAACAAGGGUCCAUCAGCAGCGGAGCAGACGGCACAAGAAAGAGUGGACGUAGUCACACAGCCACAGGACCACCGCCAUUUACACACCUUAUGGGAACCUGGUCUCCUAUGCUUUUCCCAGCCUGGCAAACACUACAAUUCGCAUUUGCCUUCUUGGGCUUCUAGAGAUCCAGCUGAAAGUCGAGGAGGGCGUGCACGAUGACGUUGUGCCGGCAGAGAGGACAUUAAGACUGCCAGCGUAUUGUGGACUGCAGUCUGAGGUCUGACUGUGUCAUGACUUUGUUCAUGGAAAUGACUCAACACGGGCUAUACUACGCUCAUAGUGUACAAGUGAAACACUGCAGCCCACACAGACUCCCGCAGCGUUCUACAACAGCACAUUUACACGCAGAAAAAAACUGCUGGACUUCUAACUACAUACAUUCCCAGCUUGUAUUUCAAUUCCACAUGAAAGAAGAGAACAAAAACGCCAUACUUCUAUUCAUGCCAAUACUGGUGUAAAGAAUACUAAGACAAUAUGAGGUGGCCUAGGCUGGGAACUUGCCCCCUUCCUUGUCUCCGAUGAUUGCUUGCCUGGUGUUCUCAGAAGGGGUUGCGUGAAGCAGAUAGCGCACUGCCCACUUCACAACAUCAUCAGGAAUCCUACAGGAGAACAAACAGACCUGGAUAUCAGUACAUCUCUGUGACACACAGUUUAUAACAGGCACAAAGAAGCCUUUGCACAUAACUAAAUAAAGACAUACAGUUUGAGCACCCUGAAAUACUGAAAAAUCC